CGCUUAGAGUGCGAGGUCGGGUGUUACGGUGAUUCCUUUCAGGAUCGACCGAUUCGUGUGUCGUAUCGUGACGCGUCGCGUGUCAUACUGGACUUGAUUUUGUUUUUUAAAACAAGAAAGAGGAGGAGAAGGUGAAAUUUUCUUUUCUUGGACAGUAGUCUACUUAAAUUUAUAACAGAAAGAAAGGAACUUUCUCAAGAUGCGGAGGACUUUACCCAGACUGUGGUCCAGAUUCAAAAGGAAACGCAUUGGCGGAAGAAGACACCACGUGCACAACUUUCUCGUUUUCGGACACAUUUUCCUUAUACUGCUGCCCGGUGUCAGUGCUUCCUACGAGAUGCAAGGACCUAGCUUUGUGGCGGAGCCACUCUCUCGAGUGGAAUUUACUAAUGUCAGUGGCGGCAGAGUAGACUGCAUCGCCAGAGGAAAUCCUGCACCGACUGUCGACUGGAUUGCUACUGAUGGUGGGAGUAUUGCUAGUAUACCCGGCAUACGUCACGUCCUGGGAAACGGGACUAUAUACUUUCCGUCGUUCGAGGCAGAAGCCUUUAGACAGGAUGUUCAUUGGGCGAUUUAUAAGUGUUCGGCUAUUAAUAGCGUGGGCGCUGUUGUUAGUAGGGACGUCACUGUUCGAGCUGUGGUCAAUCAACGCUACGAUCCGGAGGUUCAGAGUCCUGGUGGAUUUCCUGGUAAUAACGUGCUGAUGCGUUGCAGCGUGCCGAGCUUCGUACGAGAUCACGUCGCCGUUACGUCCUGGCUUCAGGAACCGUCAUUUAAUAUUUAUCCAUCCACAAUGAGUGAUGGCAAGUACCACAUGCUUCCAAGUGGCGAAUUGAUGAUAAUCAAUAUAUCACGAAGUGACUCUCAGAUGACGUACCGCUGUAGGACUCAUCAUCGACUCACUCAGGAAACAGUGGUGAGCAGCAACGUGGGUCGCAUCCAAUUAACCGACUGGGCUUUGAGCUGGGUGCUUCCCGACCACCAUCCUCGUUCGUGAUUCAGGAGUGGCUGCGCUUCAUAUGGAUGAGACUGGCC
This is a messenger RNA of Cephus cinctus (wheat stem sawfly), 1035 nucleotides long. RefSeq names its product Down syndrome cell adhesion molecule-like protein Dscam2. Lineage: Eukaryota; Metazoa; Arthropoda; Insecta; Hymenoptera; Cephidae. The coding region runs from base 200 to 997 and encodes 265 amino acids. The record is from RefSeq and is a predicted model, not a curated record. The transcript is spliced from 5 exons.